Molecule: messenger RNA, 828 nt
Organism: Helobdella robusta
Lineage: Eukaryota; Metazoa; Annelida; Clitellata; Rhynchobdellida; Glossiphoniidae
Exons: 5
Coding region: 1-828 (275 amino acids)
Biological process (GO): monoatomic ion transmembrane transport; chemical synaptic transmission; nervous system process
Cellular component (GO): membrane; synapse; neuron projection
Molecular function (GO): extracellular ligand-gated monoatomic ion channel activity; neurotransmitter receptor activity; transmembrane signaling receptor activity
Source: RefSeq, a predicted model, not a curated record
AUGAACGUUGAAUUGACCAGUGCGGACAAAGUAUUCGGCGACAUCUUCGACCACGAGAGGUACAGAGCUCAACUCUUCUCAAACGGCACAGUCUCUUACUCAACCUCGGGCAAGACGACAACAUUCUGCCAGUUGAACCUUCAGUACUUUCCCUUCGACUCUCAAGCUUGUUACCUCGAAAUUUUCAGCUGGACCUAUAGCGAGAGUCAGUUGAGUUUGGAGCCUUUUGGAAAAAGUGUCGACCUGGAAAACUUCAACGGUAAUGGGCAGUGGAAUCUAACGCGCGUGGAGGUAGGAGCGUUUGUGGAUAUCAUACCGUUGGAAAUAGAUAGAGAAUAUUAUUCGGUAGCCAGGUUCGUUUUCUACAUCAACCGCAAACCUCUCUAUCACGUGGUGACACUCAUCAUCCCAUCGACCAUCAUGUCCUUCCUCGUCAUCUUCGUGUACUUACUCCCAGCUGAUUCAUCGGAGAAAGUAUCGCUGAGUAUAACAAUCCUGUUGGCCUAUUCUGUCUUCCAACUAGGUGUUGCAGACAACAUGCCAAAGACAUCCAAUAUAGUUCCUUAUAUAACCGUCUACGUUUCAUUCGUCAUGUUUUUUGCGAGUGUUUCCCUGCUGUCAACAAUUUUCGUCCUCAUCUUGCACUUCCACGUGAACUACACCCGGCCUCCCAAGUGGCUGCAGACUCUCUGGAACGUGAUUGUGUCAACAGUGGAUAAGAUGUUCCUUAUCAUCUACACGGUCCUCAACAUUUUCGCAUGUGUCCUCUUCUUAGCCGUUCUGCCGGCCAUUGCACCGAAACAAGUUGAACCGGAAACCAUGUUCUGA